Molecule: messenger RNA, 1418 nt
Organism: Glossina fuscipes
Lineage: Eukaryota; Metazoa; Arthropoda; Insecta; Diptera; Glossinidae
Gene: Brms1
Product: breast cancer metastasis-suppressor 1-like protein
Exons: 3
Coding region: 676-1395 (239 amino acids)
Biological process (GO): negative regulation of transcription by RNA polymerase II
Cellular component (GO): Sin3-type complex
Molecular function (GO): histone deacetylase binding
Source: RefSeq, a predicted model, not a curated record
AUGUGGAUUUAUUUAUAUUUACAUCGACUUCGUUAAUCAAUCUUAUCAAAUAAUAUGGGUUAACGUGGCAUCUUAUAGUAUUUAUCACUCAGAAGUUAUUUAUCCAAAAAAAGCAAUCACCUAUCAGUGCCUAUGUACGGAACGCUAUAACAAAUACAACGGUACAGAUCUACAGUAUUCGCUUUUUACUUGAAGAACCGCACACCUUGCAUUUCUUUUUAAAAAAUAUAUGGCAACGUACGCAUUAAAAGAAAACGCUUGAUCAAGAAAACACUAAUAGAAAUUUGUAUCAAAGUGAUAUCAUUAGAUACACUUUAUUUUUGUGGGUAACGAAUCUUAUAUCUAUAAAAUUUGUACGGUAAACUUACUUUUAUUUCGCAAUAAUUGAAAAGUCUUCGAUUUAUAGGUUUAUAAGUUUUAAUGCCAUUUAAUAGCUUCUACGGAAAAUAUAUAAAACAAGUAAAACUCGGCAUUGAUAUCAUUGAUUGUGAAGUAGUGAGUAAAAAAAAGAAAUGAAAUCGUUUUAAAAAUGUGAAUUAAUAUGAAAAUACAUAAACAAUUAAUGAGCACAAAAUAGAAAAUUGUUAGAAAACCUUUUGAACCUCAAAAAUUUUGCGAUACGAUUGUGAGAACGCGGUUUAUAAGGGGAAACUGAACCCUUCAAUACGUAACACAAUGCCUGUUAAAAAUGGUGAAUCUGACGCAGAAGGUGAUGUGUCCGCGGCUGAAACCGAGCGUAGCAAUUCCAGUCAGCCUCAUGAGUCGAGCGAUGAAGAAGCCAAUGAAAUUGAUUCCGACGAUUCGUCGGAAAUGGAUGCUAACGAGAUUGAAAGAAGACGCAAUGAAUGUUUAGAAAAUUUAGCUCAUUUGGAACGACAAUUCAGCCAAUUACGGGAACAGUACUAUUUCGAGCGUAUAAAUCAAAUUGAACGUCAACUGGUCGACGUCCGCAAUGGCCGCUCUGAAGAAUACUUACAGCCUCUAAAAGAAUUAGACAAAGUCUAUCGCAAUCGCAUAGAAGUAGCUGAGAUACUAAGACGUUAUCGCCUAGAGAAUAUUGAGCAUAAAUUUGUUAGUGAAGAACAGGCUGCUCAACAAAAUUUUGAGAGUGAAAAACAGUUAGCAUUGGAUCAGAUCUACGACGAUUUAAUGGAGAAAAUACGUCGGUUGGAAGAAGAUCGUCACAAUGUUGACAUAUCGUGGGACGAUUGGGGUACGGAUAAACGUCAUAGUAAAGUACGGGGGCCAGCGCGUAAAAAAGCGGUUACCGUUUCAGGCCCUUAUAUUGUAUAUAUGCUGUAUGAAGAAGAUAUACUGGAAGACUGGACCACAAUUCGUAAAGCAUUGAAACGUUCGACAUUGGUUGGCAGUGCUGUUUCCGUUUCGAACACUUGACUGUAAACUGUAUAAAUUUAUUC